GGUAAAGGAAACUAAUACGCGAAAGUCGUCGGUAUUUAUUCCUUUUUUCUUUGUCCGAGGCGCAAUAACGCUGUCCUCAAAUUCCUUCAUCACUUAAUCUGACCCAGAAUCCAUGGAUUCUAAUUCCCAACAACCAGCUACCGGUGGCUCUCCACCUAAACCAUGGGAGCAAGCUGGGGGCACAUCUGGUUCCGGGCCCUUUAAGCCACCAUCGCCUGGCAGCACAAGUGAUGUGGUCGAGUCAUCCGGAACAGCUAGACCAGGUGAAAUUGUUUCAACUGCUGAUGCGACUGCUGCUGUGAAUAGAAAUGCUGUUGGUAGGCCUUUACCCAGCAGGCCUUGGGAGCAACAGAAUUAUGGAAGCACUUAUGGAGGUUAUGGUUCUGGCUUAAACUACAACUCUGGGUUUGGUUCAUCAUAUGGUGGUGGAUUAGGUUCAUAUGGUGGUGGAUUAGGUUCAUAUGGAGGUGGUUUAGGUUCAUAUGGCGGUGGAUUGUAUGGAAACAACAUGUAUAGAGGAGGCUAUGGUGGUCUAUAUGGGAACUCUGGAAUGUACGGUGGUGGAAUGUAUGGCGGUGGUCUCGGUGGUUUUGGGGGUCCAAUGGGUGGUUAUGGGAUGGGCAUGGGUCCAUAUGGUGAGCAAGAUCCAAAUAAUCCUUUUGGUGCUCCCCCAUCCCCACCAGGCUUUUGGAUAUCCUUCCUCCGCGUGAUGCAAGGUGUUGUCAACUUCUUUGGUCGGGUAUCUAUUUUGAUAGACCAAAAUACACAAGCAUUCCACAUGUUUAUGACCGCCCUUCUUCAGCUUUUCGAUCGUGGGGGACUAUUGUACGGAGAGUUGGCUAGAUUUGUGUUAAGACUGCUGGGAAUCAAAACGAAACCCCGAAAGUUUAAUCAACCAGGUCCUCCUGGACUUCCAGGACCCCAUAAUCCUCAUGGGAAUCAGAACUUUAUUGAGGGGCCCAAGGCUGCUCCAAGUGGUGCAUGGGACAAUGUAUGGGGAGAAAAUUAGUUUGACGAUCAACAAUUCGAGAUUGACCUGAAAUUCAAAAGGGCUUGGCAGAUACAGCUACUUGGACCAGUUAUUACCCCGCUUGAUGAUUAGGCCUAGGUGGGGCUCGUGUGAAGAAUGUGCAAUCGUCUAAAUAUAGCAAGUACUCCACUAGUGUUAAAAAAUAGAGAAUAAUCGCCAUAAAUGUGUUGCAUCUUUGAAUGCUAAGGCAAUAAAAAUAGAUUUU
Hibiscus syriacus is the source of this 1235-nucleotide messenger RNA. Its product is annotated as peroxisomal membrane protein 13-like. Gene Ontology annotation, cellular component: peroxisome; peroxisomal membrane; peroxisomal importomer complex. Bases 113 to 1009 code for a protein of 298 amino acids. Lineage: Eukaryota; Viridiplantae; Streptophyta; Magnoliopsida; Malvales; Malvaceae. The record is from RefSeq and is a predicted model, not a curated record. The transcript is spliced from 5 exons. Gene Ontology annotation, biological process: protein import into peroxisome matrix, docking.